AACCUGGGGGAGAUGAAUCUGGAGAUGGAAGAGCAACAGGUUUAGCCAAAUCGAAUAAUAAAAUUUCUCAAAUCGUUUUGGAAAAUGGGUGAAAGUGGAGCUGAAUCAGAAUCCAAAUCCUUCUUUAGGAGGCACUGGGAGGGAUACAAGGAGUUCUGGGGCGAGAGAUUCUCCAUUUUAGAUAACUAUUCCAAGUUCGUCAAGAGAGAGAACCCACUCCCUUCUUGGUCUGAAUCUGAUGUUGAGGAUUUCAUUGCCUCCGACCCUGUUCAUGGCCCCACUCUGAAGACUGUUCGUGAAGCAGCAAAAUUUGGUGCUGUAGGAAGUUUAAUUGGAGCAGUUUCGACUGCAGGGGUUGCUUGGAAGUAUUCAAAGAGUCCCCAUGGUGCUGCACUUUCUUUUGGAGCAGGAGCUGUAUUUGGUUGGACAUUUGGACAGGAAGUUGCCAACCACUGGCUGCAACUUUACAGGCUGGAUACCAUGGCUGCGCAGGUUAAGUUCUUGGAAUGGUGGCAGGGCAAAACUGAAGGACGGUCUUAAUUUUCACUUGCUCUGAGUGCCAAAUGCGACUUACUUUCCUUUCCCUCAAUAAGAAUCAUUUGCAUGUGGUGAAAUUUUAUUGUUUGAUUCCAUAUGAUAUUAUGCUUUUGUGCUUAGAAAUUUUCCAGUAUGGUUUUGCCCACUUCUUGUUUUCCUACAGAAUUGAUGUGAUGGUACAGUUUUUCCUUUAUAUAAUUCUAUUUGCUGAAACCCCACCAUUCAAUCGUAAGGAUGCUUAGACAAGGUGAAACCAGCGAUAGCAGCGAUUGUGAACGAUAUAUGUAUUUAGGGUGCAUCAUGUAUAUGUCUCUUCUAAUGGUGUCUUGUUAUUGAGUUGUAAUACAAGAUGUUGUAUCACUACUGCACUCCCAGUAGAGCAUUAAGUUAGCAUCUGAAAUAACCCAGACUAAUGGUUGGUCUGAAAGGGGGAGUGGGGGGAG
Ilex paraguariensis (yerba mate) is the source of this 980-nucleotide messenger RNA. The record is from the annotation of a GenBank genome assembly. NCBI's taxonomy places the organism in Eukaryota, Viridiplantae, Streptophyta, Magnoliopsida, Aquifoliales, Aquifoliaceae.